AAGCCGGGCUUAGUUGUCAUGGAAACGACGGCAACGGGCCUCUCGAAGUGAGGCGUCUGUUUUCAGGCCUGUAUUGGAUGCCAAACACAAUCAACAUCCGAAGAGCAGCAUGUUUAUUUACCUGAGCAAAAAGAUUGCAAUUCCUGGUAACGUUAGACUAAGAUGCAUUUCUUGGAGCAAAGACCAGGGCUUUAUAGCUUGUGGUGGCGAAGAUGGUUUACUCAAAGUUUUACAGUUAGAGACAAAAACAGAUGAUAGCAAAUCAAAGGGACUUGCAACACCAAGCAAUCUCUCAAUGAAUCAAACGCUUGAAGGUCACAGUGGUUCUGUGCAGGUAGUAACUUGGAAUGAACAAUUUCAGAAAUUAACUACUAGUGAUCAAAAUGGGCUCAUCAUUGUGUGGAUGCUAUAUAAAGGUGCUUGGUAUGAGGAGAUGAUUAACAAUAGAAAUAAAUCUGUUGUCCGAAGCAUGAGCUGGAAUGCUGAUGGACAGAAAAUUUGCAUUGUAUAUGAAGAUGGUGCUGUGAUUGUUGGUUCUGUGGAUGGGAAUCGUAUUUGGGGGAAGGAUUUAAAAGGUAUGCAACUGAGCCAUGUUGCAUGGUCUCCAGAUAGCAAAACUCUACUGUUUGGAAUGGCAAAUGGAGAAAUACACAUAUAUGAUAAUCAAGGGAAUUUUAUGAUGAAAAUGAAAAUGAACUGUUUGGUAAAUGUAACGGGAGCAUUCAGCAUUGCUGGAAUACAUUGGUAUCCUGGCACAGAAGGCUAUGUUGAGUCAGAUUGCCCUUGCCUUGCUAUUUGCUUUGAUAAUGGAAGGUGCCAAAUAAUGAGACAUGAGAAUGAUCAGAAUCCUGUCUUAAUUGACACUGCCAUGAACAUUGUGAGUAUCCAGUGGAACCACUGUGGGAAUGUGCUGGCUAUUGCCGGCUUCCAGAAGGUAGCUGCUCAAGAUAAAGACAUAAACCUUGUGCAGUUCUAUACUCCAUUUGGUGAGCAUUUACGAACAUUGAGAGUUCCUGGCAAACAGAUGUCAUCUCUGUCUUGGGAAGGAGGAGGUUUGAAAAUUGCUCUAGCGGUUGAUUCAUCAAUUUACUUUGCAAAUAUUCGGCCAGACUAUAAGUGGGGUUAUUGCUCUAAUACAGUGGUUUACGCAUAUGUUCGACCCAGUCGUCCAGAAUAUUGUGUGGUCUUCUGGGAUACAAAAAACAAUGAAAAGUAUCUGAAAUAUGUCAAGAGUCUGAUCUCCAUUACAACUUGUGGGGACUUCUGCAUUUUGGCAACGAAAGCUGAUGAAAGUCAACCACAGGAGGAGCAUGAGACUGAAUCUAUUGGUACAAUGUAUGUACUGGUUCUCUGCAAUUCCAUUGGUACUCCGUUGGAUCCCAAAUACAUUGAUAUUGCACCAUUGUUUGUUACUAUGACCAAAACCCAAGUGAUAGUGGCUUCAAAAGAAGCAUUUUAUAUCUGGCAAUAUCGAGUCGCCAAGAAGCUGACAGCCAUGGAGAUUAACCAAGUUGCACGGACUAGAAAAGAAGGCAGAGAGAGAAUUUGCCAUGUAGAUGACACUUCUUCUGGAGCAGCAGAUGGAAUACUUGACUAUACUAAAGCUCUUCAAGGAACUAAGGAUCCAAUUUGCGCAAUAACAGCUUCUGAUAAGACACUUAUUAUUGCACGGGAAUCUGGCACCAUUCAGAGAUAUAGUCUUCCCAAUGUUGGCUUCAUUCAGACGUAUGCCCUAAACUGUUGGCCCUAUCAGUUGUCUUUGAAUUGCAACUCCAGUCGUCUUGCUAUCAUAGACCUCUCAGGCGUACUGAUGUUUUUUGACUUGGAUACACGAGUAACGGACAGUAAAGGACAGCAUGUAGUAGGUGAACAACUCAAACUGGAACGCAAAGAUGUUUGGGAUAUGAAAUGGGCAAAAGAUAACCCCGACUUAUUUGCCAUGAUGGAGAAAACAAGAAUGUAUGUGUUCAGAAACCUGGAUCCUGAGGAACCUAUUCAAACAUCUGGAUACAUUUGCAACUUUGAAGAUUUGGAAAUUAAAUCUGUUUUAUUGGAUGAAAUAUUGAAGAACCCUGAACAUCCUAAUAAGGACUUCAUCAUUAAUUUUGAGAUUCGAUCACUUCGAGACAGUCGAGCGUUGAUUGAAGAAGUAGGGAUUGAAGAGUCUUCUCAGUUCAUAGAAGAUAACCCACAUCCAAGGCUAUGGCGUUUGCUGGCUGAAGCAGCUCUUCAGAAGCUAGAUCUCCAGACUGCAGAGCAAGCAUUUGUGCGCUACAAAGAUUACCAAGGUAUUAAGUUUGUGAAGCGCCUUGGCAACCUGAAGAGUGAAUCCAUGAAGCAGGCUGAAGUGGCAGCUUAUUUUGGCAGAUUCGAAGAAGCUGAAAGGAUGUAUUUGGACAUGGACCGAAGAGAUCUUGCAAUUAGCUUACGGAUAAAACUUGGAGAUGGGUUUCGAGUGCUGCAGCUUUUGAAAACUGGCUCAGGACAUGCAGAUGACAGCCUUCUGGAGCAAGCCCAUAAUGCAAUUGGAGACUACUUUGCCGAUAGACAGAAAUGGGCAAAUGCAGUUCAAUAUUAUGUCCAAGGAAGAAACCAGGAACGUUUGGCUGAAUGUUACUAUAUGUUAGAAGACUAUCAAGGGCUAGAGGACUUGGCCAAUUCUCUUCCAGAAAACAACAAGUUGCUUUCUGAUAUAGCCCAUAAAUUUGUUACAGUUGGCAUGUGUGAACAAGCUGUAACAGCCUUUCUCAAAUGUAACAGACCAAAGGAAGCAGUAGAUUGCUGUGUACAUCUCAAUCAGUGGAGGAAAGCUGUUGAGCUGGCUAAGCAACACAAUAUGAAAGAGAUUGGUUCCCUGCUAGCUAGAUACGCAUCUCAUUUAUUGGAAAAGAACAAACCACUUGAUGCUGUCAAACUCUAUUAUAAAGCCAACUAUUUCUUUGAUGCUGCUAAGCUCAUGUUCAAGAUUGCUGAUGAUGAAGCUAAAAAGAGGACAAAACCAUUGCGAGUUAAAAAGCUGUAUGUCAUGUCAGCUUUACUUGUUGAACAGUAUCAUGAACAAAUGAAAAAUGCACAGAGGGGAAAAAUUAAAGGAAAGACUUCAGAGGCUACUUCGGCAUUAGCUGGUUUGCUUGAGGAAGAUGUUCUUUCUUCAGACAGUCGUUUGAUUGAUAAUGCUUGGCGAGGAGCUGAGGCAUACCAUUUUUUUAUUCUUGCCCAAAGACAGCUCUAUGAAGGCUACGUAGAUACAGCCAUGAAGACUGCGCUUCAUCUGCGGGAUUAUGAAGAUGUUAUUCCUGCAGUAGAGAUUUACUCUCUGUUGGCUCUCUGUGCAUGUGCCAAUAGAGCCUUUGGUACCUGCUCAAAAGCUUUUGUGAAACUUGAGUCUUUAGAAACACUUAGUCCAGAACAAAGGGAGCAGUAUGAAGACCUUGCCCUGCAGAUAUUCGCUAAACAUUGUCCUAAAGGUAGCAAGAAAUCAGACUUGGAUAGUCUUCUGGAAGAGGGAGAAGGAAAGCUUCCCACCUGCGUUGCUACAGGAAGGCCCAUCACAGAGUAUCAGUUCUGGAUGUGCAGCGUCUGCAAGCACUGUGUGCAGGCCCAAGAAAUCAGCAAUUACAACUUCUGCCCUCUCUGCCACAGUUCAGUGUCCUGAUCAGAGGGAAAUGUGAAUGCCCCUAUUGGUAUGCACAGCCAGUGCAAGUUCAGAAAUGUUUAGAAGCCCUAUUAAGACAAGUACAGGGAGGAAUAAACUCAGAAGUGAGUUAUGUCUCAUCCCAGCCUAUAAAAAACUGAACUAAUUUGAAUCCUUUCUCUGAAACAGCCUCAAGCUGGCAGGCUACUCUCUAAGUGUAAAUUAGGUACAGGAUUUAAACAAAGUGAAUAAUUGCCUUGUUUUCUCUGUCCUUUUGAAGGCCAUCAUCCUUAGUAUACUAAUACUAAUGUUAAAAUGGCAUCCUUGCCAAAAAAAAAAAAAGUUGGGAUCCUGCCACUCUGGCCAGCUAAUCCUCCAACACAAGGAGUCCUUCUCUAGUAAAAAAAAGGAGGAGGAUCCCUUGGUCCAGAGGAAGGUUCUGUAUUUAACUAACCAGAGUGGUAGAAUCCAGUCCAUUUUCUCUUUGGCCACUUUAUGCAGGAAGGAAAACAGCCCAACUACGUUGCAUAAAAUAAUUAUGCUGAUAUCGCUUUCUAAGCACAGUUACUGAAAUGUGUUACUUAGACCAAAGGUCCAAAAAAACGAGGAAGACAUUGUUGAUCCACACACAGUGUCUGAGUUGUGUGUCAAGCUGUUUCAAAACAGCUGACAUCUUAUUGAUGUACUUUUUUGUCAGAGACGAGUGAAGUGCCUAUUUAAGUGUUUUGAAAGGUUUCUUCUCAGUUCUUGGAGAGGAAAACCAUGCAUGCAGGACCCAUUUGCUUGUGCAGUUCCCUAUCCAGUGGGGAUGUACACUUGUAAUCCUGACUCUGCAUUUAUAAUGGUGCUUGUUGGAUCUGAAUAAGAGGUCCUCUCUCUUGCGUUUGUCAGUUUUUAUGUUAUCUACCAUUAACUACUAAAUAAACAUUUGGUAGGCUCCGUGGUCCAAGUGAACAUUCUCAGUUCUUUUGCAAUGGAGAGACAUAAUACCAGCUCCAGCACCCACAAAGAAUUCUGGAAAAUAAGCUAGAUGUUAACCAUUGAAUUACAACAGUGUAACUUGGGAGACCAUGGGUUUGCACAUGUAUAAGUUCUCUGUCUAAAGCAGACAGUUUUAAAAAGGACCAUAUUUCCUUUGUAAGUGGAUAAUGAAAUGUAUGUAUACAGAAGUUGAUCUCUGAAUGUCAUUAGAGGUGUGAUUUGUUAAUCUUUAGAUAAAUAUGGCCAUUGUUAAAGAAAUAAAUCAAUAUUUUGCUUA
Heteronotia binoei (common prickly gecko) is the source of this 4892-nucleotide messenger RNA. RefSeq names its product WD repeat domain 35 (gene WDR35). NCBI's taxonomy places the organism in Eukaryota, Metazoa, Chordata, Lepidosauria, Squamata, Gekkonidae. The record is from RefSeq and is a predicted model, not a curated record. Bases 110 to 3655 code for a protein of 1181 amino acids. Gene Ontology annotation, cellular component: intraciliary transport particle A; non-motile cilium. The transcript is spliced from 28 exons. Gene Ontology annotation, molecular function: protein binding. Gene Ontology annotation, biological process: non-motile cilium assembly; intraciliary retrograde transport; protein localization to cilium.